Eremomyces bilateralis CBS 781.70 is the source of this 489-nucleotide messenger RNA. RefSeq lists its product as uncharacterized. Gene Ontology annotation, cellular component: endoplasmic reticulum. The record is from RefSeq and is a predicted model, not a curated record. The annotation marks the transcript as partial. The transcript is spliced from 2 exons. Gene Ontology annotation, biological process: phosphatidic acid biosynthetic process. NCBI's taxonomy places the organism in Eukaryota, Fungi, Ascomycota, Dothideomycetes, Eremomycetales, Eremomycetaceae. Gene Ontology annotation, molecular function: 1-acylglycerol-3-phosphate O-acyltransferase activity.
GUCUUUGUUGCGAACCACCUGACCGAGUUCGACAUCUAUAUACUCAGCUGUGGCUUUCCCAAGUAUUGCACCAUCACCGUCAAAGCAGAGCUGAAGACUGUACCGUUGCUUGGAUGGAAUCUUGUGCUUCACGAUGCACUCUUCAUCGAUCGGAAGAACCCCGCAAAGACACUGAGAUCCUUCCGGGCUGCAGGGGAGCAGAUACGGCAACAAGGAACGAGCGCAUAUCUCUUCUGCGAAGGACAACGGUCAUAUAUGCAAGAGCCAGGAAUGCUUCCGUUUAAGAAGGGCGCCUUUCACCUCGCUAUCCAGGCCCAAGUGCCGAUCGUGCCGGUGGUGAUUCAGAACUAUUCGAACCUGCUCGACAAGGACCGGACAAUAUUCAAGAGGGGCCGAGUCGUUUUGAAAGUGCUCGAUCCGAUUCCAACCUCCGGGAUGACUGAGCACGACGUUGAUGAUCUGGUCAUGCUCACAAGAGAACGAAUGUUG